AUGGAGGAACAAGAAGAAUAUGGAAAACGCAAAAAUAAAUUAGCUGUUUUUGAGCAUGUGGUGCAAAAUGAAAAACCUUCCAAAAUAAGAAAGUUAAUCACAUUAAAUUCGGAAGAUUCCCAAUCAGAAUUAGUUAUAGAUGAACCAGUAUCACCUAUAAAGAGAAAAAAGAGGAGUCAAAUCGUGAAGUUGUCCGAGGAACGGUUAAACUUGGAAUGUAAAUGGGGUACUUGUAAUGAAAUUUUCAAUUGUUGGGAAAAUUUUAAUACACAUUUGGUGAAACACGCCACCGAUUCUUCGGAAGAUCUCGUAUGCCAGUGGAUAGAUUGCGAUACAGAGGAAAUCGAAAGUGUAGAAUUAUUAAUGCAACAUUUAUCUUUCCACGGUUACUUAUCGAAAUUGAAAAAUAUAGGCGAUAACGUCGCAACAAGGGAAAAAUUACCGAAAUGCACAGAAUCGUAUUUGAGCGUGUUGCCCUCAUUAAAAUCGGGCUACGAAUGCGAAUGGCAACAUUGCACUUUCAGUUUUUGGACUAUAUUCGACUUCCUGAACCACAUGAACGUACAUAUCAAAAAUAAUCCCAAAAUGGCGAAAAAUAAUGAGGUUAUAGAAUGUUGUUGGAACGCUUGCAAUACGAAAUACGCGACCCAAACAAAAUUAGCCGACCACCUAAAAACCCACACCAAAGAAAAAAUAAUGGGAUGCGCCAAUUGCAACAGAUUAUUUUCGAAUAAAACCAAAUUUUGCGAUCACAGGAAACGCCAGAAAACCCAAUUAUCGACAGCUUUACAAACUUAUCAAUGUUCCCAAUGCGUCAAGUUGUUUCCCACGGAAAGAUUGCUCAGGGAUCACAUGAGGUCCCACGUUAACCAUUACAAAUGCACCAUGUGCGAUAUGACUUGUUCGAAGCCUUCGGUUCUAGCUAAACACAUUCGAUUCAAGCACAUCGAUUUUAAACCGUAUCGAUGCCCGAAUUGCGAUAAAAGAUUCGUGGAAAAAUAUAAUUUGAACACACAUUUGAAAAUCCACGAAGAAGAAAAUCCUUUGAAAUGUUAUCUGUGCGAAUUCGAAUGCCGAUCUAAAGUCGGAAUGGAUAAUCACUGCGUCAAAAUGCACGAUUCGGUUGGUUCGGUGUAUGAAUGUCAUUGUUGUAAAAAAAGAUAUAAACGCGGUACAUAUUUGACCACCCAUUUAACCGAAUAUCACGAUUACCGAUGGCCUUCGGGUCACACCAGGUUUCGGUACCGUAAAGAUGAAGACGGAAUCCAUAGGCUCCAAACGGUCCGUUACGAGAGCUUGGAAGUGACGCAGGAUUUGAUACGAAGCGAGUCGAUGCAGGCGAGCGGUAGCGUGAAAGAAGCCCCGUCGUAUAACUUCAGAUACGAUAGUGAUUCUAAAACCGGUUACGUGGUUCAUAUUACCGAUGAGGGUAAAGAGAACGCGGACCGGAACGAUGGUGGCGAUCGAGAUGGCGUCGAAGAGAAUGUCAUGAUUACUAUUAAUGAUCUGGACGAGGAAGGGAACAUUAUGAAAUGCGAAGUCGUGCAAUCUAAACUCAUACCGAUGGAUCAGUUGCCCGAUUUGGAUUACGCCACCCCCGUGGAUGUGAAUCCGGUGGUGGAGACAAAAUUGGAAGCUAUUGAUAAAACGGAGGAAAUUGAAACUUGCAUACUCGAUUAUCAAUUUUUUAAAAAUACUUGAUCUAGUUCUUUUCAAAUUUUUGUGUUUAUAUUUUUUUUUCUGAAUAAAUACAUUAAUUCGU
Messenger RNA from Diorhabda sublineata, 1762 nucleotides. RefSeq names its product histone H4 transcription factor (gene Hinfp). Lineage: Eukaryota; Metazoa; Arthropoda; Insecta; Coleoptera; Chrysomelidae. Gene Ontology annotation, cellular component: chromosome; nucleus. Gene Ontology annotation, biological process: regulation of transcription by RNA polymerase II. The coding region runs from base 1 to 1701 and encodes 566 amino acids. The record is from RefSeq and is a predicted model, not a curated record. The transcript has 8 exons. Gene Ontology annotation, molecular function: DNA-binding transcription factor activity, RNA polymerase II-specific; chromatin insulator sequence binding; RNA polymerase II transcription regulatory region sequence-specific DNA binding.